Molecule: messenger RNA, 2608 nt
Organism: Echinops telfairi (small Madagascar hedgehog)
Lineage: Eukaryota; Metazoa; Chordata; Mammalia; Afrosoricida; Tenrecidae
Gene: CUNH2orf69
Product: chromosome unknown C2orf69 homolog
Exons: 2
Cellular component (GO): mitochondrion
Source: RefSeq, a predicted model, not a curated record
GGGGCCGACCCGCAGCGCUGCAACGAGCUGCUGUUGCUGGCGGCAGCCGGGGGGCCGGAGAGGCGGGGUCUCCCCGGGGACUGGACGAAGGAAAAGCUGCCACCGCCGUCCCAGCACCACGUCCUCUAUUUCCCGGGGGAUGUUCAGAAUUAUCAUGAUAUCAUGACUCAUCACCCUGAGAAUUACCAGUGGGAACACUGGAGUCUAGAAAAUGUCGCCACCAUUCUAGCCCACCGGUUCCCCGGCAGUUAUAUUUGGGUGAUAAAGUGCUCCAGGAUGCAUUUGCAUAAAUUCAGCUGCUACGACAAUUUUGUAAAGAGCAACAUGUUUGGUGCCCCAGAACACAAUACAGACUUCGGAGCUUUUAAGCACCUUCGUAUGUUACUAGAUAAUGCUUUUAAUUUAACUCAAAACAAUCUGCUGUCAAAGAAGAACGUGAAUGUUUUGAAUAAGGAUUCCAAAUCAACCAAUUGUAGCUCCACUUCUUCUCACACUACUAAUGGUUGCCAGGGAGAAAAGGAGAGGACCUGUGAAAAUGCCGCGGAGUCUGCCAUGAGCUUUUAUCCACCGUCACUGGACGAUGCAUCUUUCACUUUGAUUGGAUUCAGUAAAGGGUGUGUCGUUUUGAAUCAGCUGCUUUUUGAAUUGAAAGAAGCCAGGAAAGACGAGAGCACAGACGCCUUCAUCAAAAGCAUAAGGACAAUGUACUGGCUGGACGGUGGCCAUUCUGGAGGAAGUAAUACUUGGGUUACGUAUCCAGAGGUCUUGAAAGAAUUUGCACAAACAGAGAUUAUUGUUCACACCCAUGUAACACCAUACCAAGUACAUGAUCCAAUGAGAUCGUGGAUUGGAAAGGAGCACAAGAAAUUUGUUCAGCUACUUGGUGAGCUUGGCAUGCAGGUAACUAACCAAAUUCAUUUUGCAAAGGAAGCGCCUUCCAUAGACAAUCACUUCAGGGUUCAUGAAGUAUUUUGAGAUCCAAGAAGAUUAAUCCACUUGUUCAGUGCAAUAGCAUAAGCACUUCGUUAAAAAAUUCACAUAACAAGAUGCAAAUUAAACGAUCAGUUUGGAAGAGGGAGAACACAUUCCUAACAAGAGUGCAACGUGCAGUAGUUGUUUUCUUUGGUUUACAUGUGAAGUUUUUAACGUGGACUGUCAGAAUUACAGUUACUUUGAAACCUAAGACAGUGGCUUGUGAUCAUCCUAUGAGGAAAUAAAAGAUCUGUAAAAGUGAAAGUUAUAGUCUAUAAAAGGCACUAAAAUUAUUAGUUAAUAGUUAAUUUUGGGUCAUGUGUAAUGUUUUACACUAAUUUUAGUGACAGUUAUUUUGGCAUCCAAAACUUUUAAGUGGAAAAACUAAAUUUUUCUUCAAACUAAACAAAGACACACAAAUGUUUUUUCAUGAUUUUGAAAUAACCACCCUGCUUUUUUUUGUAAACUACUGGACUUACUCUGUAACAUGUCGAUAAGUGUAUUUUUCUCCAGAGUUGAAAUAUUUGUUUCCAAAUAUAAGCCAAGAAUGCAGUGGUAUAAAAGUUUAUUUUAAAAAACAUAUUACACUUAAGUGCUGUGGCUUAAUUUUUAAUUGAGAACUUUUCUAUAACAUUUUUUGGGGUACUGUAAAUUUUGGACAACUGGUUUAAAUUGAGCAUAAUAUGUAUAAUGUGUCAAAAUAUACUACAAAGCAGACUUCAAAUCUCAGUUUUGAAAGAUAUCAACUUAGGUAAAAUAAAUAUAUAAUGCUUCAUUUGAAGAUUCCACAGAUCUAAAUCAGUGCUUCUCCAGAAGCGUGAUUUUGUUUGCCAGAAAACAACAGUUCUCUUUGGCCAAAAUGCAGAAUUACAUGGCUGUUAAGAAAAGUUCCAUGGGAAAGUUUGAAGACACAAAUGGCUUACUUAGUUUGGGCUCAGAAACGGAAUUUUCUUAAUACUGCUACCUAAUUUGGGUGAAGUGUCCUUCUGCCCAUUUGUUGUUUUGUUUUUCUUACUUAGAGAAGUACAUUUUGAGAGAUCAAGGUCGAAUGUCAGCCAACUUUGAAACAUAGCUGUACAAUUUUAAUAAAAGGAGAGGUGUAAUGUUCUGCAAGUCAUGAAAUAAACUGGGAAAUAACAUGCAGCUUUAGCACUGAACAUGACACCGAAGUAUAAUGAAAUAGAUAGGAAAGUAUUUUGUGCUUUCUUCCCAGAAUUACAUUUUAAUGACUAUAAUUAUAUUCCCAAUAGUCAAACUAUCUUACCAAAUGCUUUUUAAAAGUUUUUGUUUAACUUAAUUCUACAAACUAUAGAACAGUAUCUCUAAAUGUUUUGUUUCCACAAAGUAAUUUUGUAUUUCUUCAGAUUCUUUAAAUACCUGCAGUUUCUUUUGAGACCAAAAAUUUCUAUCAAUAAAGCAGGUCAGCCUGAUUUCUAGCCUUUUACAUACUACAGUGCCUUUAAGCACCAUAAGUGAUAGGGUGGCUGUUUUCAAUGUUUAAUACGUGGUUAAAUUCACAUUAUCUAACAUAAAAAUAGCUGAGUUUCUGAUGCUCUGGCGCAGUGCUUCUUGACCCUUUCAUACAGUUCCUCGUGUGGUGGUGACCCCCAGGCAUACAAUGAUUUUUGUUGCUGCA